Molecule: messenger RNA, 2599 nt
Organism: Clarias gariepinus (North African catfish)
Lineage: Eukaryota; Metazoa; Chordata; Actinopteri; Siluriformes; Clariidae
Gene: slc2a11a
Product: solute carrier family 2 member 11a
Exons: 12
Coding region: 48-1580 (510 amino acids)
Biological process (GO): monosaccharide transmembrane transport
Cellular component (GO): membrane
Molecular function (GO): hexose transmembrane transporter activity
Source: RefSeq, a predicted model, not a curated record
UACUUUUUUGUUAAAUGUGCAGUUAAAUAGUGACAACCACUAGCAUCAUGGCCUUACAAGAGGAGAAUGGUGGUAUGUCUGGGCAACAAAAGGGCAGUCCUCGCACUCUGGUCUUAAUGGUUACUUCUGCUGCAAUUGGAGGAACAUUACAAUAUGGAUACAACCUUACUAUUAUGAAUGCACCCACUGUCUAUAUUCAGAAGUUUGUAAAUGAGUCGUUUCAGAGGCGCUGGGGGAUACAGUUAGAGUCGUAUCAGGUUACACUGAUGUGGACAGUCAUAGUGUCUGUCUUCUCAUUGGGUGGCCUUACAGGGGCUCUGUUGGCAGGGCCCAUGUCCAUCCACUUUGGGAGGAAGAAAACUUUGCUGCUGAACAAUAUUUUUCUAAUGCUCAGUGCACUACUGGCUGUGACAAGCCAGAAAGCUCAGUCUUUUGAGAUGAUCAUCAUCUCCAGAUACCUAGUUGGCAUCAAUGUGGGGGUCAGUAUGAAUGUGCAGCCCAUGUAUUUUGGUGAAAGUGCACCAAAACAUUUACGUGGUGCUGUAGCCCUUUCCUCUUCUGUCUUCACCUCUUUUGGGCUGGUUCUAGGACAAGUGGUAGGUUUAAGGGAGGUGUUGGGUUGUGAAUCAUGUUGGCAGUACUUGUUAGCCAGUAAUGCUGUGCCAGGCUUCAUUCAGCUCCUUACACUACCCUGGUUUCCAGAGAGCCCUCGGUAUCUUCUCAUUGAUCGUGGUGACAAGGAUGCCUGUUUAAACGCACUGCGGCAGUUGCGGGGCUGUGAGGUGCAGAAAGAGGAGUUGGAUGAGAUGCUACAAGAACAGGCUGAAUUUGAGGGCAGGCGAGCUCAGCGGCCCUGGGAGCUUUUCAAGGACCGUAAUGUUCGCUGGCAACUCAUCUCCAUCGCCAUCAUAAGCAGUGCCAUGCAGUUGUGUGGUAAUGACUCAAUUUACUUCUAUGCUUCUUACAUAUUCCAAGAGGCAGGAAUAUCAGCCGAACACACCCAGUAUGCAUCCAUUGGUACUGGCACUUGUGAAUUCACUGCCUGUAUACUAUGUAACCUGUUGAUAGAACGAAAGGGCAGAAGGAUGCUAUUAAUGGGAGGUUAUGUGCUCAUGACAGGCUGGGCUAUAGUCUUCACUGUGGCUCUUUCAUAUCAGGACGUAGUACACUGGGUGCCUUACCUGAGCAUGGUCUGUGUGUUUGCCUAUAUCCUCAGUUUUGGAAUCGGACCAGCUGGGGUGACUGGAAUUCUCCCUACAGAGAUUUUUAACCAGGCAGCUCGCCCUGCUGCCUACAUGAUCGCAGGUUCUCUAAUGUGGCUUAAUCUCUUCAUUAUUGGAAUGAUUUUCCCAUUUAUUGUGAGUGGACUGGGUCAGUUCUGCUUUGUACCAUUUGGUGUUGUCUGUGUCCUCAGCGCUUUCUAUAUUGGAUUAUUUUUGCCUGAGACUAAAGGAAAAACAUUACCCAUGAUCACAAACGAAUUCAACAAGCUUAACUUUGACAGAAAUAAGAAUGCACGUCCAAAGUGCGAAAAUGUUUAUUACCAACUAGGUGAAGUCCAGCACUCAACUGCCCUAUAAGCCAUUUGUUUUUAUAUUUAGAAUUCCUGCACACUUAUGAAUGCUAGAGAUCUCCGUAGAAGAGUAAGAGUUUAAAAGGUUCAGACAGCUAAAAUAUAGACACGUAGACAUUUUACUGUCAGACCAUUUAUUCAUAAAUGUAUAUUUAUGAGAACAAAAAACUUUUUGCCUAGAACAAAAAGCUGGUGCUGCUAUAUUCUUAGUUUAUAAUAAACCACGGAACCAAACCACUGAAAAAUCUGGUUUAAUAGUCUAUGAGUAAAAUUUGCAUUUUGAACACUUUCAACUUAAUAUUGUCAGUUUUAAUUUUUUUUUUUUUUAGAUGAAUAUAUAAAUAUUUUAUAUACCCUUACACGUCACUUUAACAGAAAACCAUCGCACAGGUCAUGUAUUUCGGUUAAUGUUCACAUCAAACAUCAGAAUUUUUUUUAACAGUGUGAUCUUUGUGCCUCUAACUGUGACGUGGGUGUUGGUGCCAAAUAUGCUGGUGUGAGCAUUUCAGAAACUGCUUAUCUCCUGGCAUUCUCACAAACUAAUAGUAGAAUUUACUGUUAGAAUGGUGUAAAAAAAACACAUUCUGUAAGCAUGUGUCUGCAAGCUGAAACACCUUGCUGAAAGAGAUUGCAUCAAAAUAACCAGACUGAUUUGAGUUGACAGAAGGUCUGUUCUUAAUGAAAUAAGCACUCUUUACAACCCCGAUGAGCAGAAAAGCACAGACUCACCCGAACAGAACAAUCGGUCCUAGAGUUUUUUUUUUCCCUACUCUUCAACUGUCCCUUUUCUAUGAGUCUGUGCCCAUGAGCUCAGAUUCCUGUUACAGGAAGACAGGAGUGGAAGCUGGUGUGGUCUGCUGUUCUUCAAAGUUCUGUGUUUUGUGACAGGAUGCUCAUCACAGUUGUAAAAUGUGAUUAUUUGUGAUUGCCUUUUGGGCAGCUCAAACAAUCUGAACAUUUUUUUUGGCUUUUGUUCCAACAAGGUUUUUCCAUUUAACAGAACUGUGGCUUACUGCAAUUUUUAUU